AUGGAAACUCAGUCAUCUGAAAAUCAAAACGACCAUAUCCAAACCCCGGAAGUCGAUUUUGACAUACCAUUGAGUAGUGGGAGAAAUGUCAAUAGACUUAAUAUCCCACAAGAACAAGUGCCCGCAGUCAUACUACCACAAAGUAGUGGGAGUCAUGUUGAGCAGACUGCACAACAGGAAGAAGUCGUUGAUAUCCCUGAGGAUAGUAUGGAGACUCAGGUUCCUGAUGAUGUUGUGGUUCAACCACAAAAUCAAAGUGAUGUAUUUGCAACUGGUGUAGUGCGUAGUCGUAGUGGGAGAGAUAUAAGACAGCCCGUUUGUUAUACGCUCUUGGGAGAAUCAUAUGAUAGGAUCCCUAAGGAGCCUACCUCCGAACCUGUCAAUUACGACCAAGCACUACAUGAUAAGGAUGCCGAUAAGUGGGUUGCUGCUAUGAAAUCAGAGAUGGAGUCUAUGUUUAGCAUGCAUGAUUCCAAGAAAGGAUUUCUUCCUUUCAUACAUGGAAUUUCUCUAUCUAAAGAUCAGUCUCCUAAGACUGAUGAAGAGAUAGAAAAGAUGAAGGCGGUCCCUUAUGCAUCAGCUGUGGGGAGCCUCAUGUAUGUUAAACAUAUAAUCAAGUACCUGAAAAGAACUAGGGAUUACAUGUUGAUCUACCAUUCGGAUGACCUGGUACCUAUUGGAUAUACUGAUUCGGAUUUCCAAUCAGACAGAGAUUCUAGAAAGUCUACCUCAGGUAAUGUGUUUACUCUUGGAGGUGGAGCCAUAAGUUGGAGGAGUAUCAAACAAUCUUGUGUUGCUGAUUCCACCAUGGAAGCCGAAUAUGUGGCAGCCUCUGAGGCAGCCAAAGAGGCNGCCAUAGGAAAUAAUGUGGGCAUGUUGAAUUCAGUUAAGCAGUGGUUGUUCACACAUUUUGAUAUGAAAGAUUUGGGAGAAGCGGCUCAUAUCCUUGGGGAUCAAACUCUUGCGAGAUCGCAAGAAAAUGAUAUUAGGCUUGUCCCAAGACAUGGAAUUUCUCUAUCUAAAGAUCAGUCUCCUAAGAUUGAUGAAGAGAUAGAAAAGAUGAAGGGGGUCCCUUAUGCAUCAGCUGUGGGGAGCCUCAUGUAUGCUAUGUUAUGCACUAGGCCUGAUAUCUGCUUUGCCGUUGGCGUUGUUAGCAGAUUUCAGUCUAAUCCUGGGAAAGAGCAUUGGACGGCGGUUAAACAUAUAAUCAAGUACCUGAAAAGGACUAGGGAUUACAUGUUGAUCUACCAAUCGGAUGACCUGGUACCUAUUGGGUAUACUGAUUCGGAUUUCCAAUCAGACAGAGAUUCUAGAAAAUCUUAA
Nicotiana tabacum (common tobacco) is the source of this 1323-nucleotide messenger RNA. NCBI's taxonomy places the organism in Eukaryota, Viridiplantae, Streptophyta, Magnoliopsida, Solanales, Solanaceae. The record is from RefSeq and is a predicted model, not a curated record.